Pygocentrus nattereri (red-bellied piranha) is the source of this 3174-nucleotide messenger RNA. Its product is annotated as NHS-like protein 2. The record is from RefSeq and is a predicted model, not a curated record. Lineage: Eukaryota; Metazoa; Chordata; Actinopteri; Characiformes; Serrasalmidae. The transcript is spliced from 4 exons. Gene Ontology annotation, biological process: cell differentiation. The coding region runs from base 333 to 2633 and encodes 766 amino acids.
CAUCCAGCGAACUUGAACUCGGAAAGGAAGCGAGCAGCCCACUUCCUAUCGUCAUGGUAACAGCAUGUGAAUGCAUUGGGCCAUAUUGGUGAGCUAGCAAGAGAGAGAGAGCAGGAGAGUGUGAGAGAGAGAGAGAGAGAGAGAGAGAGAGAGGGUGCAAGUGGGAACUACAUCAGAAAAUACAGCUCAGUCUCCAGAGCCAUCUGAAAGGUUGUGUAUUUCCCACAAUGCACAGAAGAAAAACCCUAAGGAAAUGAUGGAAUUCCACCAUAUUUGAAAAAGAAUCGGUUCCAAUACAAAUCUCAAAAACUUGCCUAUCCUCCUCAAGAACGAUGGAGCACACAGCCCUGUUUUGCCCAUCCCAGACCUGGACUGGCCCCAACGUCUCAACUUUUUCAGCUGAGUGGGAUGACUCCUUGAACUCCUAUCUUUUGGCACCUGAUGUGAUCAAACCCCCUCCACAAUUCCAAGAUCCAGAAGAACCAUGCCAGUCCCCACCAACCAGCUCCACUGUCAGAAGGAGGGAUAAAGAACGGGUUGGCACAGGCAACUCGCAGAAAGAGCGUAGAAGCAGACCUGCCAGUGCCAUGGAACCUCACCGACGUUCAUUGUCCCUUUCCACAGCCAUCACCUCCAACCCAGCUGUAACUCGCAGACGAUGUGAAAGUUAUGCCCUGUCUUAUCCCAGCAGCAGCUCAGAGGACAGUGGCAGUGAUAGCACCUCUGUAAGGAAAGGAGAUCAUCUUCCUGAUGCAGUGCCUCAGUCCAGGGCCCGCAGCAUUGUUCUGAGAAAGGCCAAAAGGAAACCAGCCCCACCUGUACGGACAGUGUCCCUGAACAAGCUUGCAGAUUUGAAGCCUCCAGAGCGUAGAACACGGAGCCUUUACAUCCCCAGCGACGCCCAGAAUGUCAUGCUCCUUCCGGACCUUAUUCCGGUACUUAAGGCAGAGGCUGCCAACUCUGAGCAGUCCACCCAUGCUGCUGAAGGAUCAAGAAAGGUUCCACUGAGUCAGCCAAUCUCCAGCCAUAGGCCACUCAAAGAGAUGAAGUCCAGUGAACCAUCCAAAUCUAGCUCAGGCCCCUGUCCAGGAACUUCCAUAAAUGAAGCCACAAAGAUCCCUUACAACUCUGAUUGCAACAACUCUCCAUCGUCCUCUCGGUCCUCUCCCUCUCAACCCUCCAUCUCCUCCCCUACCAAACCACCUGGGUCAGCCUCCCCCUCUAGUGGCUACUCAAGCCAGUGCGAGACACCAACUCAGUCAGUUAUAACAGGACCCUCUCCUCUUGGCUGCAGGAUGCGUCCCAAACCUUCCAGUGCUGUUCCUGGCCAACGGGCAAGGAAUAGCAGGACAAGAUUAUCCCUACAGUUGCCUGAAAUGCAAGAUGCCAGACCUAUGCCUAAUCCAGAACCCUCCCCUGUCCAUCCUAAAGCAAAUCGUCGCUACUCAGACACAUCUGCCACCACAAGACCUAAGCAAAGAAUGAGCAACAGUAUGCUGAUAAUGCCUGUGGUGACUCAGGAAGACCUGAACAAUGUGCGCUUGCGUUCUGUCAGUAGCUCAGACCUGGAAAACACAGCUGUCUCUGGUGUGAUAGAGGAAGAGAAUGAAAGGGAUGGAAGCUCUGCAACUAUGCAGCAGAGUCCCAAAGCUAAACCCCCUGUAGCACCCAAGCCACCUGUGUCUAAAAGGCCACCCAAUGCUGUGGCAAAGUCCAGUUUUGGUGCACCAUCUGGUGCAGAUCCUCCACCACCCUCUACUAGUUAUGUACAGGAUGCCAUUUAUUCAACUGUUAGUAAGGUCAAGUCAAAUGCUGUUUUUCCAACGCUGUCUAAUUCUGGUAUUGACCAUGAAUAUCACCAGGUGCAGCAGCAGCAUGAUUUUCAGUCUCAACAGCAUAUAAAGGAGAGCAUUCGUCCACAGUCCCUAUGCAACUCUGGAGCCCCAAAUAUGCUACCCUUCAACACUGCCAGCCACACCAAACCAAAUGAACCCCAAAAGAAGAGAAGAGCACCAGGUCCUCCAGUUGCAAAGAGACCCGAUACUGUCUACUUACCUUGUGAUAACGCAUCUGCAAUGGAGAAUUUGGAUAAGCAUGCCCAGCCACCUCUCAGUUAUUCACAACCUGAGAGCUCUCAAAAGGAAUAUCAUGUCACAGUAUAUGGACUCAUUCCCACUUACUUACAUGACGGUGAAAGAGAACAACCGAAUGUACCAAGCUUACCUGAGCAUGAGUCAUAUCGAAGAGUUACAGAGGAGGGACAAGUGCCAGACAUUAGUGCUCUGCAGUUGGGGGGUGAAGAGGAUGACGUUUUUCUUCACAAAUCUGCAUCUCACACAACAGAAGACUUGUUCACCAUUAUUCACAGGUCUAAGAGGAAACUCUUGGGUCGCAAAGACUCCUUUGAUAACAAGCAGGGUGACUUGGGCACUCAGACGAUUGGCGGCGUUUCCAAGACUACUUCCCAGAAUGACAACUUCAUGGCUCUCCUGAGAAGAACAAGAAGUGCCAAGGCGAGCUCCGGGAGCCGAAUCUCAGCCGCAGAGCUUCUGAGGAGCUCAAAGCCUACAGCUACAGGGCCAGAGCUGACUAAUUACAAAAACCUCUACAUGAUGCAAUCACAUGGUCCUUGAACCCAUAUCUGUGGAUCUGUUGUUAUCGAUGUUGUCUUGGCUGAAAAUCACAUUGUCACAGUUUUGCUUGCUUAAGCUUGUGAACAAUCAGCUUGUAAAUAUCUGUUGUUUCAGUAUAUAGUAAUUUGGACAAUUCUGAUUUUGUUUGAAAUCUUUGAAAUGAAUCUUCUUUCAUAACUAAAAACUCAGACGUUAACUCAGUAAGUGGAAAUUUAUAUUCUGCAAAUUGCAGAAAAAAGCUUUAUAUGUAAAUAUAAAUACAGAAAGUGUUAUAUCUUGUCUAAAUGUUAUAUUGUAUGUUUCUGGGACCUUCUGGCCUGCUUUAAGUGAGUUCAACAUUUUGUCACACAGCAUAAAAAUGUUGCAUAAUAAUGCUGUAUGUUGAUGACUGUUUCCACAUGAUACUGCUGUAGAUUUGCACAUGUUAAAAAUAUAAAAUUUUUACCCAUAUGUGGUACAAUGCAUGUAACAACAAAUUAAGCAUUAACAGUGAAUUGGGUGUAAUGAUUUGGGUGUUAUAAUAAAACAUUUGCAGUUCUUA